UGCACUAGGUCAUAUGAGGUCAAUUUGAGAAGAGCAAAAUAAUUCAAGCUCGAAUUUCGAAACGUGAUCCAAUCUCGCUCGGCCUCCUGUCCUGGUUUGCGAAAUAAAGUAGACAAGGAAGACUCAGAAUAAGCUGUCACUGUGUUGCUAUAAAGAUUCAAGAACACACCCACAAUGAUACUUGAAAUCACAGCCGUUAUAACAACCCUGGCAGUUGUCCUGGGUAUUCGAAAACUCCUCACACCAGCAGACAAGAUAAGCCCCAUCGCCAAAGCUGUCCUUAUUACCGGCUGCGACACGGGGUUUGGACACGAGCUGGCCCAGCGCCUGCACAGGCUGGGCUUCGUGGUGUUUGCUGCCUGUCUGGAUUCACAGGGAGAGGGCGCCCUUCAAUUGACGGAUGCUCAGUCUGAGUCAGGGGGCGGAGCCUCGGGGAGACUGCAUGUCAUUCAGAUGGAUGUGACGAAGGAGGACCAAGUAACAGAUGCUGUGCAGACAGUUUAUUCCCUUCUUCCAGAAUCAACGGGUCUAUGGGCGGUGGUUAACAAUGCAGGCAUCUCAACGUUUGGUGACGUAGAGUUUUGUGGGCUGGAGGUGUAUCAACGUGUGGCUAAUGUCAAUCUAUGGGGAGCCAUUCGCGUCUGUAAGGCAUUCCUACCGCUUCUGCGCAAAACACAAGGGCGUAUUGUGAACGUGACGAGUGUACUUGGUCGCCAGGCGUCUAUGGGUCGAUCGUGUUACGUCGCUACUAAACACGCCCUGGAAGGUUUUACGCAGUGCCUACGCUACGAAAUGCGCAACUGGGGCGUUCAAGUUGUCAUCGUAGAACCGGGCAACUUCAUCGGUGCUACCGGUAUCUUCACCCAAGACAAAAUAGACAAGAUCGCCGAGGAAAUGUGGAGUCAUAUGUCAGAUGAAGUCAAAGAGUCUUACGGGGAGGACUUGUUCCAGUCUCGUGUUAAGAGAAUGCGAUAUUUUACCCGCAUCGGAGACACCGAUACGCGGCCCGUAAUUGACGCUUUGACAGAUGCUGUUACUGAUGAGACGCCUCGAGUUCGAUACGAGCCAAAAACACUGUACUGGCGCAUCAGGACUUUUGUAAUGACCAUUUUACCGCAUCGAGUUGGGAAUUAUUUCUAUCACACAAGCUGACACUAAGAAUGUUGGUUGAAUGAUGGUUGUGUGGCUUGCCCAAGUUUGGUUUGUAAUGGGUGAUUGUUGGAGCAGUUUGUAAUCAUUUGGCUUCAAUUCAGUUUCAAUUCAAAUCUGGUUUAUUUGAAUAAAAAUGACAUCACCAAAUAAAAAGUCAGACUUAAAUCAUUCAAAUUAAAGAUUACUCAAACAAUUAAUAAGAACAAUAAGAUGAAGACAUCGUUUAUAAAUGGGGAAGGCCUGUGAAGGGAACUACUUUGAAAUGAGCGAUUAAAUUUUGAUUAACCUAAGGAGUUUGCUGAA
Patiria miniata (bat star) is the source of this 1455-nucleotide messenger RNA. RefSeq names its product D-beta-hydroxybutyrate dehydrogenase, mitochondrial-like. NCBI's taxonomy places the organism in Eukaryota, Metazoa, Echinodermata, Asteroidea, Valvatida, Asterinidae. The transcript is spliced from 4 exons. Gene Ontology annotation, molecular function: oxidoreductase activity. The record is from RefSeq and is a predicted model, not a curated record. The coding region runs from base 175 to 1152 and encodes 325 amino acids.